Nomia melanderi (Alkali bee) is the source of this 3654-nucleotide messenger RNA. RefSeq lists its product as uncharacterized. The record is from RefSeq and is a predicted model, not a curated record. NCBI's taxonomy places the organism in Eukaryota, Metazoa, Arthropoda, Insecta, Hymenoptera, Halictidae.
UCGAUAAUAGCAAAUGGUCGUUUAAUAACAGAUGAUUGAACGCGUUCGACGGCGCGGCCUAGCAUUUAUCUGUCAAAAGUGGUGACGGCCGGGCCGAUCGGCGAUGAGCCGGUUCACGGUCGCCUGUUGAUCAUCCAGCUCGCGAAUCGACCGCAGUGCUCAUCGAGUCGAGCACGCACUCCCGGCGAGAGACGCGUUGUUGUCCAGCUUCUCCUCGCUACGGCUCAACUGUACGUGCUUUUUCUCUCCUUUCCCUCUCUCUCUUUCUCUCUUUCUCUCUCCCCCUUUCUGCGUGUGUGUCUUUCUCUCUUCCUCUCUCUGUAUCUCCAUCCUCUCUUUCUCUUCACUGAAGCGGCGUAAACGCGACUACCGCGAGAAGUAAGUGCUCUGUCGAGAACGGACCGGCCGACUUGUUUAUUAUGUGAUCGUGAACUGUACGCGAGCAGGAUCGCCAAGAAGGGUCGGAAGGAAGGAAGGAAGGAAGGAAGGAAGAAAGGCAGGAAGGACAGGCAGGAAAAUGCGAGACGUUCGGGUCAAUGUGUUUUGCAAUCUCAUCGUGGCGGUUCUUUUUCUAGCGCCGUUCAGUCAUGCAGUGGAGAAUCAGGCGAGACGGUGCGACGUGACCAAGGCAGAGGAGCAAUGCGGUCACAACGAAAGAUGCGUUCAGCAAUUGGUGAACGAGGAGGCAAGGUGCGAGUGUCAGAGAGAUUACGUUCUGGUGGAUGGCCAGUGUCUCCACCGCAAAACAGCCAUGUUCGUAACGACCACCGCUCAGCCAGAGUCUGGAGGUGGUUCCGUAGCGGCCGGUUUGUUAAUACCGACUUUCCUCAUAGUGGUCGGGGUUCUCCUGUAUCUGGGCGCGAGGCGGUACAAAUGGCUGCAACGAUUCCGGCUGUUCCGCCCGAAUCGUCACGGCGACAUUCUGAUCACGAGGGACGACGACGACGACGACGACCCGCCGAUAGGGUAAGGCGGUGCGCGCCGCGGGUCAACGAUUAGCGACGCGCGUACCGUUCCUACGAGCCGCGCGCUCCUUUUUCGCGAUCGCGAGUCACGAGUCACACCGCCCGGGGACGCUCAGUUACACGACGCGGAAUUUAAAGCGGCAAGCUUUGAGACACGCAUUACGAGCCAAUCGAUCCACGCAAAUUCAUUAUCUGUUCGUAACUGAUUCUUCUUUUUAUCUGAAUGAAAUCUGACUUUCUUUCGGGGUAGGGGGUGAAACUGUAAAAUCGUUUCUCGACGAUGAUUGAAGCGAAGAUUCUAUUCCGCUAACUGCUGGACUCGUCACGAGCGCGCGUGAAAGUCCCCUCGAAGCUUGUUCACGCUUAGGGAACAAUGUUGUGUAACUUUGUAUACAUAUCGAGCAGGAGUUUAGGUAGGAAGGUACGUACAAGAGAAUGAAUGCAUCGUCGAACUGAAUUAAGAGGCUAAUUGUAAAGGGGUGUUAGUGUAAGUAGACGUGUUUUUGUGCCGAUCUAUGAACGUUCCGGUUUCUUUUAUCGAUUGACGACUUUCGAUGACUUUAUUGGUUUAAAUUAUGUUUGUUUUAGUCGUAAGGUGUACUCGAUUUGGAUUUUAACGGAUAUAUUUUUUUUAGAAAUUAUGACGCGUCGUUUUCGUAGCGGUUUUUUCAUGUAUUCUAUGUAGAGGCACGUUCAUUAGUACGCUGACUAUUUCUGACACGCAAACUGUUCGUUUCGACAAGUUGUUCGCAUAAAGGUGCUACUACUUACACGAUCGCUGACUCACCGUUUACACAAGAAUGGUUGUAAGGGACUUUUGGGGAUAACCGACUGCGUUUUUCGAUAGCUUUUUAAAGUUAAGGACCUACGGGAAACAUAAUUUUUUACGGUAAUAUUAAGAAGCUGGUCAGUAAAUUUUAAACGCGUUAUUAAUAUACGUUGCAUAGAACGCGGUGAUUGCCGGCGAACUGUACGCAACCGUGCGCAAACAUUUAGGCGGAUUUCAUUGAAACAGAGAUAAUACGUAAUGCGCUCUUGUAAAGGAUUGUAAUUCCGAUUUCACGAGGGGACUCGUGCCGCGCGCGACGCCAUUGGAUAUUCCCCGACGAUCGCGGACGAGCCCGAUAUUUUUUUAAACGCACGCUAAUUAAUUCCUAUUAGUGUACCUCUUAAAAUAUGCAUUUGGCGAGCUCAGACGGCGCUGGGAAUAUCCAAGAAUGUCGCGCGAGUGUAGUUUCCUCGUUCUUUCCGAAUGUCUUGCUGUUUUGAGGAUAACUCCCAGAAUGGUGUGCUGACGUCACUUGGUCAACGAAAUUUCAGAAUUUAAAUUAUCAUCUUGCGAAACUAAAUUGUAUCAUUUCAAACCGGAAUCGUUCUUUCGAUCCACUGGAAAAAGAAGGAACGUUCCAGAUCAUUCUCUUGAUAUCGCUGUUAAAAUGAUAAUGUAUCUAAUCUAAAAGCGACGAAAAUUGGAUCAUGCGAUUUUCGCGACGAUCGAACGGAGUUAACUUUCAAAUCGCGAGACAUUUAGAAGCCGCUGCUGCACCUACACCAAAAGAACGUUGCAUCUGUAAUCGUGCUCGAUGUCUUUUUCCUUGUAAUAUAAGAAAAUUCUGUAAAUAACCUAGGCCCGUUCCGCGGCCGCGUAUUCUUGCCAGCCAAUCAUUCUCUCUCCUAUAGUCUGUAAUUCUAAUUAAACGUGAUUACCGAAGCAAGAUGAGAUCGCAUUGUCUAUAUUUAUAUUCUUAAUGCGAAUGGGGGAGGCUGUCGUCCCAGUCGCGAAAGAUUAUCGAGACGUACAUUUGCGAGAGUUAUAUAAAUAUAUAUUAGAUAUAUAUUAGAUAUUUAACCUAUUCUUGUACUCUAUCAUUUUUGUACAGUACUCUAUUGCACUAGAAGCUAACCAUAGUGAUUAUAGUCGGUGCUCGAGAAUCGAUCCCGGAAUCGUUAGUCCGCUCGGCAUUGCGAGGCGACGAGAUUUUAUAUUUUUAUAGUUCGCGGGUACAAAUUCGAACGGUGCGACUGGUACUAGCGAAUUAUUGUUUUACUGAUGGUUCUCUCCUUUCGAUCGUUAUUACUAUCCGAAGCUGCAGUUUUAUUUGAUCGAAUCUUGUUGUCGUUACCGAUUCUUUUAGCCACGUCUGCGUUAAAUGGAAAAUCGAAACAUCCUAUCGCGGCAUUUAUUCUCGUCAGGUUGUUCUAUCAACAUCGUCUCGUUGCGUUUCGAAGAAUGAUCGAAUGUUGCCCGCGCGAUGCUCCGCACGCGCGUGAAUGUCAUUCUGUGAUGUAUUUUUACGUUAUCCUUGACUGGACACCCGUCAUCGACUAAAUCGCAUUCUCUUGGCACAAUCUAUUAGGAGUAACGGCAAACACCAUCGCGAGAACGUACGGUUCUUCGGCUUUUUUCGACGAGUAACAGUCCGGACGACGUAGCGUCUGUCCGUCUGACAACGAAACAUUGUUCGUAACGUCUACGAAACUCGAAAAUCGGAUCACCGACACCGGGUCGAAACGGACCGCAACGAAGAAUUUGUAAAUAUACAAGUAUCGAUAAACAUGGAAACGAAAAUAAAGAAAAUCACAGUCGAAUGGUAUACCCGUUGUUGCUGGUUGAGGCUCAUGCGUAGAUGCGUAGAAAGAAAGAGGUCGAGUAUAUGAUGUAUUUUAUCGUUUUUUUUUUAAUAUCGUA